UUACACUCCUAAAUAAUUUCAAUUAAGAAAUAUCAUAUAUAUCAAUCAAUUAAGAUAUUCUUUUCUAUGAAACAAAAUGUUGAACUUAACGGCUCUAUUGAAAAUAAAUCUCUAAUUAAAAUUGUACCAUACAUUCCAUUAACUAAUUUUAACAAAUCUAUGAAAUCUUAGAUAGCUCAAAUGUAUUUGAGCCACUUUGGAGGUUCUUCUAAUUUAAAUAGGCCAAGUACAAUUAAUACUACUGAUAAUAGGACAAAAAGAAAUUAAUCAUAAGAAAUAUAAAAAAAUAGAAAAUCAGAACCUUUAAUUAAUCUUGCUCAUGAGAAAAAAAAUUUUUUAGAUGAAGAAUAUCCUUCGAUUGUACUCCAUCCUCGAGAAAAUAGGUACAUGUUUGAGAGAAUUAAAAAGAAUAAUAUAAAUUGUAAUUAGUAAAAUCCAUAAUUCAGAUGUUAGUCAGCUUAAAAAGAAAGCAAAAGGAGUAUGAGCUUUGGCAGUAUGAUUGGAAUUAAUCAGAGUACAGCAUAUAAUACCAAUUUUAGCAAUUCAACUCUAUAUAAAGAGUCAACUCCAACAACCAAUCACUCUAACUAUUCUGAUAGCCUGUAAAUUUCACCUUUAAAAAAAGCUAAGAAAGUUAUAAUAAGCUAUAAAUCUGGAAGAUCUUUAUCUAAAUCUUAGUCUUCUUUUAGUGAACUAUCUCAAAAAGUGAUAAAAGACAUAAAUUUAAAAAAAUAAAUGGAUUGUUGGGUCAAAUAGAAUAGUUCACCAUAUAUUGAAUAUUAAAACACAAACUAACUAUUAACCUAUACAAAGAAUUCCCACUUUACAAAUAUUGUUCUAAAAUAAAGUAUGGCUGCUGCUUCGAGCAUAAAUGUAGCUCCAAUAGUUACAACAAGAUCAUCUAACUAAGGAAUAAAUCCUUUACAACUCCAGCAAGAAUAGUAAGAAUAAACAAAGUAAAAUUCGUAAAAUAAAUAAUUAAAUCAAUAGCAGUAACAGAAUCUUAUUAAAAACUUACAACAUUUAAAAUAAUAAUAAAAAACAAAUGAUUAAUAAAAAGAAUAGAUUUAUUAUCCCAUAUAGCCGUUUUAAUCAAAAUUUAAGAUUAUACAUUAAAAAAAAGUGCUUGUAAAAGAUGUUUUCUGA
Messenger RNA from Tetrahymena thermophila SB210, 1146 nucleotides. RefSeq lists its product as hypothetical. The transcript has a single exon. Lineage: Eukaryota; Ciliophora; Oligohymenophorea; Hymenostomatida; Tetrahymenidae. The record is from RefSeq and is a predicted model, not a curated record.